AUGAAGUGUAUCACCUUAACUACGCUCUACCUCUGUUCUGAACUAUCCUACGCAUCCUGGUCCCCACCACCCGAAUAUGCCCUCUACACCUCAGCCAACGGGCACUUCUUCCAGCUAUCCGACGGAUCGCCAUUCUUCUGGCAAGCUGACACAGCAUGGACACUCAUGACGCGCCUCAAUUACACCGAGACCGAACUAUACCUAGCAGACCGCGCUUCCAAGGGCUUCAACAUCGUCGAAGCUAUCGGGCCCUCAUCUGACGGUCUCGACGGCCAAAACAGACAGGGCGAUUUAGCCUUCAUCGAUAUGGACGUUCACCACCCCAACGAGGCCUACUGGACGUACGUCGACUCAGUAGUCGAACUAGCAUGGAAGAGGCACGGAAUCCGGGUAGCCCUAUUUCCCGCAUGGGGGAACUAUGUGCAUAACAGCGAGAAUGUCGCGGGGCCGCUGAACACGAGCAAUGCGGGUGUGUUGGGCGAGUUUAUCGGGAAAAGGUAUCCGUAUCUGCCGAAGAUCCUAUUUGGGGAUAUCAAUCCGACAUGGCAGAAUAAGACACAGGUUAAGGCAGAAUAUGCCGAUGGUGGUGUUCCCUCUGACUAUGAGACUAUCGAUUGGCUUCCGGUCUAUGAUGCCCUUGCGGAGGGUAUCAUUCGAGGCGAAAAGGCUGUUAUAAGGAAUAGUACGGACAGUGCAGAUUACGCGCCGUUAAUCAGUCUUCAUAAUCAGAAUCAGUGGUUCAGCGGAGCGCCACUGGCACUGGCAAGCUCAGAGGCCGGGCAUCGCAGCUGGUUGACAUUCGACAUCGCACAGUCCGGUCAUAGUGACUAUCCUCCUAAUCCACCGAUCAACUGGUGGAAUUGCAGACGCGGGUACGAGACUGUGGAGCUGAUGUAUGCCGUUGGGGAGACGCGGCCUGGAAAGAAGCGACCGGCCUUGGAUAAUGAGCCGCACUACGAGGGGAGAUAUAAUAAUGCACGCGACUGGUUACCUGUUUGGAAUGCAAGUGAUGUACGGGUUGGCACAUGGCAGACUGUCUUCUCCGGUGCCGCCGGUGCCGUGUACGGAGCCGAUAUGGUCUGGCAAAUGUAUAAUCCCUCGUUAUCGGAGUCUAAUGGUGGUGGGCCUGCAAUUCCGUGGUAUGAAGCCAUCAAUCUCCCGGGCUCGGAACAGAUACAAUUCGUCAAGAAGGCUGUUUUCGAUCGUGGAAACAGUAGCUUCUUCGAUAGAGUUCCAGCACCUGAGAUCAUCGUUGGUAACGCAGGCGCGAAUGACAAGAAAACCAAGGCUCUUCGUGAUUCAAACGGGUCAUGGAUAAUGGUCUACACGCCCACUGGAAAGCCAUUCUCGAUUGAUACCAAAGAUAUUAAGGGCUGUGAUGUGAAUGCGAGGUGGUAUGAUCCACUCUCUGGUCACUACAUUGAAAUGGCAUAUACGCAAUGCGAGAACAACACAACAAUUAGGGAGUUCAGGCCACCUAAGGCUGACACUCAUGAUGACUGGGCGCUUGUCUUGGAGAGUAACAUAAGCUAA
This is a messenger RNA of Aspergillus steynii IBT 23096, 1533 nucleotides long. Its product is annotated as glycoside hydrolase family 140 protein. The coding region runs from base 1 to 1533 and encodes 510 amino acids. The transcript has 3 exons. Lineage: Eukaryota; Fungi; Ascomycota; Eurotiomycetes; Eurotiales; Aspergillaceae. The record is from RefSeq and is a predicted model, not a curated record.